GCUCCCACAGUAACACCCACAGCGCAGGACUAAUAUUGCUGACCAAUCCGUGGGUCCGAAUGCCGGUGGCCCGCCCUUCCCUUAUUUACAUUCCCGAGAAGCACUCCAGGUCUGUUUCUUCCGCUUCAGAACCUUCUCCCGGAAGUUAUUAGACCCGAGGCGGAACCGGAAGACCCGGGUACUGGUGCCACGUCCGUUGCUGUGCUGCGAACUCCCUGAGUGGGACCCUGGAGGGCGCGAUGGCAGAUUGGACUCGAGCUCAGAGCUCUGGUGCUGUGGAGGACAUUCUCGACAGAGAGAACAAGCGGAUGGCUGACAGCCUGGCCUCCAAGGUGACCAGGCUUAAAUCGCUGGCUUUGGACAUCGACAGGGACACAGAGGACCAGAACCGUUACCUAGACGGCAUGGACUCAGAUUUCACAAGUGUGACUGGCCUACUCACGGGGAGUGUGAAGCGCUUUUCCACGAUGGCACGGUCUGGGCGAGACAACCGGAAGCUUCUGUGUGGUAUGGCCGUGGUCUUAAUCGUGGCCUUCUUCAUCCUCUCCUACCUCUUGUCGAGGACAAGGACGUGAGCCAGUGGGAGCCAAGGGCAGCCAGGCUUUUAUACACCUGGCAUCCUGGUUUCCUAAGGACCUGACUACAAAAAAAAAAAAAAAUCCCUUUGAAAUUAUCAUCCUGGGUCAUUCAUCUUCCUAAGUCAGGACGACUGCAGCUGCCUCUGUCAUAAUGAGCUCAUCUUGGCUUGUCCUGUGUAUGAAGGAAGAAGAAAAGGGCAAAACCCAGUGCUACUCCCUGGUGCUAAAGACACUGGCAGAGCCAGAGCCAUGUUGUAUGAGAACGAGCCAGGUCUAUGCAAAGCAUCUGUGAGUCCCGAAUGGGCCCACUGUGGCCAGCGGCCACACUCCUCAGAAACCAGUAUCUUAAGGGUCUUCUGGUUUGCCCUAACCUGUUUAUGCCUGGUUUAAACCCGUGUCUGUGUCCUUGAAGAGUCUGAAACUGACAACCAGAAGGGAAUAUGGCCAUGAGCCCUCUCCAAAUGAUGGUCAUUGGCUGAGGCUACUGAUGAGGAGUCGACCUAGGCAGGCUGUACCCACCAGUCACUGGCAAGAGGCAAAGCCGUGGAUAGAGGAGUGGACUGCAGUCCAGAGGCACUGGACUAAGCUCCUUCUGGGCCACAAGGCCACGUGUCCAGGAGCACAGGCACAGAUGUGUGUGUCCUUGGGAUUGAGAAUCUUCUCAGUGUCAAAGAUGUCUCCACCCCCAGACAGACAGACAGACAGAGAGCUGUACCAGGUGGCUUUUCAGAGCCAGGCCGUGCUGGAGUGGUCUCUCUGCUGGGGAUCCUUAUGGGGCCUGAGGCCACCUAAGAAAUCAUUUGUGUAGUGGGAGCUUUUGACCUUGUACUGAACCUUGCCCUACCCUGUACAGCCAGUCUCCCUUGGUGUGAGGGAGAUUGAGCCACCUCCUCGUUGCAUAACUCCACAGACUUGCCUGCUCUGCCGGCCCUCCCUGCUGCCUUGGCCAGCCCCAUUUGCACAUAAACCGACCUGUGGGGCUGACAGGGCCAGCAGCUUAUGAGGACCUAGCACUUUGUGUCUUCACAUAAAAUAUCUUUAAGACAUGAGCUAUGAA
Mus caroli (Ryukyu mouse) is the source of this 1635-nucleotide messenger RNA. RefSeq names its product Bet1 golgi vesicular membrane trafficking protein like (gene Bet1l). The record is from RefSeq and is a predicted model, not a curated record. NCBI's taxonomy places the organism in Eukaryota, Metazoa, Chordata, Mammalia, Rodentia, Muridae.